This is a messenger RNA of Entamoeba invadens IP1, 2226 nucleotides long. RefSeq names its product galactose-specific adhesin 170kD subunit. The record is from RefSeq and is a predicted model, not a curated record. The transcript has a single exon. NCBI's taxonomy places the organism in Eukaryota, Evosea, Mastigamoebida, Endamoebidae. The annotation marks the transcript as partial.
UGUGACCAGUACAAGUGUAAUGCAAAUCUGGAAUGCUCUGUCGAACCAAAGGAAUGUGUAAAAACAAUGCCAUAUAUUGAGAUGGAUUGCUAUAUCGCGAAAUGCAAUGAAAAGACUGGACAAUGUGAGAACAGAUUAAGUUGUGAUACAUUCUCUUCAUGUGGAGGCGGAGCAUCUGGAGAAUCAAUCUGUUAUUGUAACGCGACGACGAACAAUAAAUGCUUCUGCGAGAAGAAAGAAGGCGAUAACAAUUGCGAUAGCAAUAAGAACGAAAUAUGCGAUUACACCCAAGACCCUCCGAAAUGUGUUGUAUCGAGAUGUAAGGAGGAUUUGACUAUCUCUGGGUGUCAAUACCAGAAAUGCAAUGAAACCACUGGAAAUGCAUAUUAUGUUGACAUUGAAUGCACUGAAACAAUAAAGGAAGUAGAUAGCAGAUGCAAAGACAUGUUUACUUAUAUCUGUAUGGAUGGAAAGUGCGUUGUAAAGGCGGUUGUAUCUGAAGAUGAGCUGAAGGUAGAAUGUGGGUACUGUGAAUACAACUCUGUCUCAAAUAGUGUGGUAUAUAUUUCUAAUUGUGAGAAGACACAAAGCAGAUGCGGAUCUUUUGAAGGAAAAUGCAUCGAAGGAAAAUGUGUCUAUCCACAAAGUGUAAGUGCUGAUCCAAACGUAUUCUGUCUUAAUUGUACUUCUCUUUUGUGUGGUGGAGAUUUGGAUGUAUACAAAUACAGUUAUAACGAGGUGACAGGAUUGUGUAGCUAUUCGUUAAUUAGUCAAGUACCACAAUGCUCUGUCUGCUCGGAACAAAAGUACACUUCAACUUGUAAAGGCAAAGAAUUGGAAAAAACUUGGACAUCUGAAGAGGGAGUCUCGAUGAAAUACAAGAUACCAAAGGAUUGUAAGAACGACCAAUGUAUCCCAAGAUAUCCCCUUACAUGCCAAGAGUAUGAUCUAUUUGGAGAGAUAUUAGACACGUUUGGAAACUGCAGAGAUUAUAUGCGUGCUUCAUACCAUUACAGCAGCAAAUUUGAUACAUACAAUUUUGCAUAUGGAUAUAAGCAAAGUGAAAUUUUCAUGGACGAGGCUGACGAAGAGGCGUAUUGUGAAUGGACCUUUGAAAAAAUCAAUUGCAAGAAAUGUGUUUCCCACCCCUCGAAUGGCAGUUUUGAAGAUAUAGAUGAGUGCCCCAAGAGAGAAAAUGGUGUUGACUAUAUCUGUUUGAACAAUGAGUGUAUUGUUGACCCCGACUUCUCCUGUCCAGUCGAACACUGUGUUGUCAAGAAAAUGAACGAAGACAACUCAUGUGAAUUUUUGUAUGAUAUGUGUGAAGCCAAUGAACUGAAAGUUGAAGACGCCAGAAAGGUGCAAAGCGAGAAAUACGACAAAAUCGGGAAGACGAUGUCAUGUGCGAAUAUUGAAUGUCUUGGGACCCGCUGCCCGGUAUUUGCAAACGACCAAAUGUGUCAAAUUAACGAAGGUGAACAUCCGGACUAUGGUUGCAGAGUAUCGCUUGAGAGGUGUGAUACUGCGAAUGAGGUCUACUGGUGUAAAUUUAAAUCAAUUGUAAAACCGGAAGAAGACAACAAAUACUUCCUUGAGAGGGACAAUGUCAAAUUGAAUAACAAGUGCUUCAAUUACUAUUGUGAGGAGAAUUGUACAGGAGAAGGGAAGAAUUUGACCUGUGAACACCACUGGAAAAUCGAUGAAAGCAUCUCAAAUGCAAAUCCACAACCCAGAAAUCCGUGCGAAGACGCAACAUGUAACGCAUUGACUGGAGAAACUGAAUACGCAGAAAAACCAUGUUUUGUCAGUGAAGAAUUCCCAACUUUGACUGCAAAUCAAGCAAGAUGCUUCUACUGCAAGUGUUCAUAUAUCGAUGGAUCACCUUCACUUAUUAUGUACGCAGAAACUGAAGACGAACAUUAUGAAUUGGAUCAAUGUGGGAACUGUAAGGUGAUGAAUCAAUCAGAUAGAACACAACAACUGAAUCAAAAGGUGGAGUGUGUGUUGAGUGCGGAAAUGAACUCGUCUGGUGCUAUUGCCGCAGCCACUACUGUUGCUGCUGUUGUUGCGGCGUUGGUUAUUGGAAUGGUGGCAGUCUCUAUUGGUAUAUUCAAUACAUACCAGUUGAUCACCUCUGCUAUGAAGAAUGUUGUGUCAGUAGCCGCGGAAAAUCCACAGUUCCAGGCUGCUGAAAAUGUAGCAGAUAACACCAACUUUAAUGAGUAG